UAUUCAUUCAUUAACCCUGUAUAUAUUAACUCUUUUCACUGAUAAGUGUAAGUAAUAAAAAGUGUUGCAUGACAAUUGAUUUCCUGUUUUAAUACAGUGAGGUGUGGGUGGGGUAGGUUAAGCUACCAAUCAUAGCAAUACAUUUAGUGGCGCUGCGAGCAGGGUAACUUAAUCUUUGUCCGAUAUGUUUCGGAAAAAGGAGAAAGUUAUCUACGAAUCUGCAGAGGCAUGGGAAAAGAGUUUACAAAAUGCAGAACCAGUGAAUGUAGUACGGACCUUAGAGAAGUUUCCCUGUAAAUCAGGUGAUGUAGUUACCCUAGCUCGUAGGAGUUGGGUGUUGGCUUCAGCAUACCGUAUUGUGCACACACGGCUAUGUGAGGCAAUCGAUGAAAAAAAAACAGCUUCAACGGAAAACGUUGAAAGCAGAAGGAAAGUGUUUAACUUUGGAAUGUAAUGUCAAAAUCUUGCGAGAUAAAUUGGAACACUACCAGCACAUAGCUGAAAAGACUUCUGUGUUGGUGGCUCAGCAUAAAUAUAAAUUUUGUUGGCAUUUUGCCAAAGUAUUUGGAACUUUGCCAAGAGGCAUAAAAUUUGUUGGCACUGUGCCAAAAAUACUUUGGCGUUUUGCCAAAUUUUUUGGCAGUUUGCCAAAUAACAGAAAAAGAGAAGAAUAAUGUUUGGAAAAAGGGAGAAAUCCAAAAUUGUGAAAAAGAACCCCAAGAUAUACCCGGCUGGACCGAGUCACCUUAUUGUAUAGUGGCACAAGAAUUAUGUACACAUGGGUUAGCAGAACAAUGGGAUGAGAAAGUAGAAGAGAUAAACCCUCUAGAUGUUGUAAAUACUCUAGAGAAGAUUCCCUGUAAAUCAGGUGAUGUAGUAGUACUAGGAAAAAGAGUUCCAUUAGGAUUCUGGAAUAGAAAAUUAUCUGAUGUAGGUGAAAAAUAUACGCCUUUUGAAAAACAGCUAUUGGCAUGUAAUUGGGCAUUGGUUGAUACUGAACAACUAACCUUAGGACAUGAAGUACUUUUAAGACCACAAAUACCAAUUAUGCAGUGGAUAAUGUCUAAUCCUAAAUCAAAUAGGAUAGGACAUGCUCAGGAACAGAGUAUAAUAAAAUGGAAAUGGUACAUUUCCGAAAGGGCAAAAAAGGGAGGAGGACUCAGAAUAGGGAGUUAGCCAAGCCCCCAUAUGGGUGAAACAUGAUUUUCGUCCAUACGUCAAUUUAUCCAUACAUAGGAAGGGGGGGAAUGUUCAAAAAGACAUGUGUACCUUUUUGCAAAAUACUGUUGUAACUGUAUUUCAUGUGGAUGCUCAUGUUACUCUUGACUCAUUGGAACGUUUGUUUAAUUCUCAAGCAGAUGCUGAAGCGGCUAUUUACAACAUCCAACAAAGAAAUCAUUGAAAAAGAAACAUAAUGGUUCUCAUUUCACUGGAAAACAAGUAAAGGAUUAUGCAACUGACAAUAAUAUAGAAUGGGUAUAUCAUAUUCCCUACUAUCCCCAAGCAGCAGGGUUAGUCGAAAGAAUGAAUGGUAUUCUGAAAGCAACCCUAAAGAAAUUAUCAAUAAUAGGCCUAUAACUGAUUCCACUACUCCAUUGAUGAGAAUGUUAAAUCCUAAUUUAGUAGUAUCAGCUGCAAAAAUUGAUAGUAUCAUCUAUUGGAAAUUACAUAAGGAUGCCCAAGCACCUUACAGAGGAACACCAGCAUCGGCUGGACUAGAUUUAUGUUCUGUUGAUACUAUAAUAACUGCACCUGGACAAGUAAAAAUGAUUCCUACUGGUCUGGAAUGCAAAAUUCCUGAUGGUCAUUAUGGCCAAAUAACAACCAGAUCUAGUUUUGCACUAAAAAGAACCACGGUAGUAGGAGGAGUAAUUGAUUCAGAUUAUCAGGGAGAAAUAAAGAUACUAAUGAUGAAUUUAGGAUCAGAUUCAGUAAUUGUGUCCAAAGGAGAAAGAACCGCUCAACUUUUACUGAUACCUAUUUAUUUAUCAGAAAUAAAGGAAGGUGAGCCACCAACAGAAUUAACAGUACGAGGAGAUAAAGGGUUUGGGUCCACUAAUACUGUAAAUGUAGGAGCUAAAAUAUGCGUACAAAAUAUACAAGGACCGCCCUCUCCCGCCGAAGUUAUAACUGUUGGAAAGGAUAGAACAUUGUUAAUCAUGAAGCCUGGACAAGAAAGAUGGGAAUAUGUCCCACAGGAAAAAUGUUAUCUACGAGAAUGAUUGAUAUUUGUUUAUAAUUACAGAUAAAGAACCAUUGGUCUUUCCUUGGAAUCCUUGGGAUCUGGUGUUUGGCAUCAAACGGAAGCGCAUGGACUCCGGGGAUACGAGUGACUAAUACCCAUAAUUCCACUCGCAAUUGGGGAUGGAAAAAUGAUACUUCUAAUCGAACAGAAUAUAUGGACCAGUUAAGAAAAAUGGGUAUACAAAACGUAACUGGACAAUAUAAUUGGACUUUUACUGCCAAUAGUAAAUGGAUAAUAUGUGCAGAUGCUACUAACAUUGCUGGAAGAAGAGUACCUUGGCAAUCUUUAUUGCAUGUUAAUAUUGUAUUUCCUGCCAAGAGAUCAUGUCAUAAUGCGAGACGUAAAAGAGCAUGGUAUGAUACCCUUUUAGGGGGAUAUGGUACAUUGGCAGGAACGUUAAAUAGUUUUGACAUAGAAACUUUAGCUAAUAGAAUGCACAAGGCAGGAGGCUUAACUAAUGAUGCUGUAGUGUGGCAAGCUAAAUGGAUGCCAACUAUUUGGGCCCCAUUACAACAACAAGUUGAAAUUGAUAAAAAUAUCAAUAAUAUGGAAUUGGAAGUUAAUAAUUUCAGUUUGAAUUUUGAUACUAACAUGAAAAAAAUUGUUAACUGGACAGUAUGUACAUUGCAGACUAUUUAUGAACAACAACAAAAAGAUAAUAUGAAAACUUUAUUAAUGACGGGUAAUGAACAAGUAUGGAGAACCGUGUUUAAUAGAACACAAGAAUGGAUACAAAUAUAUCCACAUCAAAUGGUCUGCAAUGACACCAUAUGUAAAGGAACUGUGAUAUUGUUUAAUAUAACACGUCCGACUAUUAUGUGUAAGUAUAUAGUAAUGCCUUUAAUUAUCUCUGGAUAUUUUUGGCAGCCUCUAUUUGUAGGAGCAUAUAUAGAUAACAAAAAUAGAACACACAAUUUAGAAAAUUGUGAAGAUACAUAUAAUGGGAAAGUUUGUAAAUUACAAUCAUCAGUAUAUGAACCAUGUUUAUUACAAAAUUCUAUUAAUCAGUGUUUGUGGACUGUCCUUCCACUAUCUUAUGAAUGGAUGUUAGAAAUCAGUCCACAAGUGAUAUGUGUAGUCACUAAUCAAUCUGUAAUACCUAAAAUGCAGACCCCUUUUGUUGGUUGCAUACACAAUGUUUCAGCAUUUACAUGGCAAAAUCAAACAUUUUUAUUAUCUCCAAAUGAGAUGAUUAAUAUUACCCAUAUUUGGACCCCUCACGUACUAGAUCCACCCAAUUGGAAUUUGUCUUUACAUCGCUUAGAGCGAAUUAUGAAUUCUUCGAACGAAGUACGUGAUGUUAUUGUACGAUUGAAUAACAGUUUGGCAGCUCACCAAUUAUAUACUACCAUAGUAGCUCAAAAAAUUGUAAAGUUAGGUUCAACUAUUGCAGAUGCUACAUCUCACCAUUGGUAUGAUGUUUUCACUGGGUAUAGCCCUUCUGCUGAACACAUGUUCUCUGUCCUGAUUCAUCCCUUGCUCAUCAUCAUGAUAUGUAUGUGUAUUCUAACUAUUUGGAAUUGUUAUGUCUUCUAUGGCAUGUGUUGUAAACCAACAACACAACAAAUUAAAAUGGUAACCUACGGUCGCAUUAAUCAUUAGGGGCCGAAUGUGAUACAAAUGUGAUGUGUGUGUCUAUGACUGACUAAUUGAUUAGCCAGAAUAGAAAGGACUGGGGUCAAUAUAAUGAAGCAUAGGCAAUAGAGAUAAUGAUUAAGGCUCCUGUAGGUUACUAAAAGUCAAAAGAACAAUUCAUAUAAACAUGUUGUUGCAAGCGUGAAUCAUAGUUAUGAGACUGAUAUUUGCUGCCAAAUUCAAUAGUUCCUGUAGGUUACUAAAAGUCAGACUCGCCUGAUGUUGUUGUGCAACAUCAGGCCCAAUCAGUAAUUGCCUUGUGGGAUCAACCCCACGAAUGAAGUAUAAGGUUUGAGAUUUUCCCAUAAUAGCUAGGGACUUUGCCACUGCUGACGAGCUGUGUGAUGUUGUUAUGGUUUGCUGCCUCCAAAAUGCCGUGUCCCCCGGUUGGAGUGAUGAUAUAAUAUCUAGGUAACGUAUUCAUUCAUUAACCCUGUAUAUAUUAACUCUUUUCACUGAUAAGUGUAAGUAAUAAAAAGUGUUGCAUGACAA
Molecule: messenger RNA, 4372 nt
Organism: Xenopus laevis (African clawed frog)
Lineage: Eukaryota; Metazoa; Chordata; Amphibia; Anura; Pipidae
Exons: 2
Coding region: 2399-3847 (482 amino acids)
Source: RefSeq, a predicted model, not a curated record